Molecule: messenger RNA, 7229 nt
Organism: Leptopilina boulardi
Lineage: Eukaryota; Metazoa; Arthropoda; Insecta; Hymenoptera; Figitidae
Gene: cnn
Product: centrosomin-like
Exons: 16
Coding region: 1120-5319 (1399 amino acids)
Biological process (GO): centriole replication; positive regulation of DNA-templated transcription; positive regulation of microtubule polymerization
Cellular component (GO): microtubule organizing center; pericentriolar material; perinuclear region of cytoplasm
Molecular function (GO): microtubule binding; calmodulin binding; transcription cis-regulatory region binding
Source: RefSeq, a predicted model, not a curated record
CAGUCGACUCUAGUCCGUCGAAUAGUCGUGCGUGUGUUAAAUUUAUCAAUUUAUAUUUACAUACACUAAACAAAUUUUUCUUAAAAAUAUUAUCUUUCUUCUCAAAAAAACUAGGAUUAUUUAUCAAUUUUUUGAGAGAACAAUUCUAUUAAAACAUAGAAAGAUUCGAUAAAAAUAAAAAAAAAAAAAAAAAAAAAACUGGAACAAUGGGUCACAAUAGACCAUCAACGAGAAAAAGAUUAUUUUUUUCAAAGAGGAUGGUGAAAAAGGGAAAAUUAUUACAAAAGUGAAAUUUUCUUCUAUUGACAUUAAUUUAUUUCAAUUGUAGAAUUAACUGUUACAUAUUUUUUGUUUAUUCAGUUUCUUCACUUAAAAUCUGUGUCAUAAUAACAAAGGACUAUUUUUUUUUUUUGGUGAUUUUCUAACGAUUUUGACUGAAAAAAUUAGUGUCAGUAUUUUUUAACGAAUGGACCUAAUGUGAUUUAUCUCUGGACAUUCGAUUUCGUGAUAAUUGUUACGAUUUUCUUUUGUUUUUUUUUUCACUCUCUCGUAAGAAUAGGUGUUUGUUUUUCAAGGGUGACAUCGUGGACUCGUUUUAUCUUUCGUGUGUGUUAAGUGUUAUUUAUCUAGAAAUUAUCUCGAGUUAUCUCGAAUUGAUCGUGUGGUACAUUUUGAAACGAAUGUGCGCCGUAAGGGAUGGACAAUAAUAAUUCAGGCAACGUGCUCGUCUUGCUUUGAAUUGCAUUUUGGCACAGCAUCCGGAAGGAUAAUUAUUGUCAAGUGAUUUUUUUUUGAAAAACAAUUUUUAUUUUCUAUUAUAAAUAGACUAUUUACAAUUAUUUUUUCAUUCUCUUGCUUUUUACAAUUUUUAUUAUAAAUAUAUAUUAUUUUGGAAUUUCAUUUAAAGAUUUUGAAAAUUCCCUGUAAUUUAAUCCGACUGCAAAACUGAUGACAUAAUCUUAUAUAAGACUGACUUUUCGCGCCAAAAAUCGUGCCAAAGUAAAACACAACCAGUAUUUAAAAAAAAAAAUAGGAUUUUUAUUGUUAUCGUUUGAUAUUAAGACUGUAAUAUAUUGAGGAAGUUUUUAUUGUAAAUUUUCUGAAAAAAAAAAAUCAAAAAUGUUCUUCGGAGGUAUAGGAUAUUCGAGUCAAAAUCAAAACAACCUUCAAUCGCCAACGAAAAUCAGUAUUUGGGGAAGUGCUUUAAGCCCAUUUAGAAACACAAAUAUGCCGCUACAGGACAUAACGAUGAAUCAAACUCUUCCUCUAGUCAAUGGGACAAGUGUAAAAUCGCCCGGGAAAGGCUCGUGGAAUCCAGGCAGUGGUACCGCUGGACCAGGAAGAACAAUGAAGGAAUAUGAGGAUAAACUUUGUACUUUACAAAAAGAAAAUUUUAAUUUAAAAAUCAGAAUCUAUUUCCUGGAGGAAAGAAUGGGUAUCACGUCUGCUGAUGAGGACGCUAUAAAGAAGAAUAUUGAAUUAAAAGUUGAGAUUGAAUCGUUGAAAAAAGAAUUGCUGGAAAAACAGGAACUUCUCAGUCAAGCGGCAACAGCUUUUGGAGUUAUUGAGGAACAAAAAGAAGCGUCUUCACGAAAUCAAGCACAGUAUCAAAUGUCGCUGGAGCAAGAAAGAGGAAGAAUCGCCGAACUCGAAAAAGAACUUCAAGAAUAUAGAGAAAGGUUGUCUGAUGGUUCAAUGUAUUAUAAAGAAUCUUUUGGAAUAUCUCCGGAAAUGGCGAUAGACAACGCAGAAAAACUACAACAAAUGGAAGAACUUAUUUCUUCCCUAGAGGCAGAGGUUAAACAAUUGGGAAGUAGCUUGGAGGAAGAGAGAAAUUGGGCUCAGGAGUUGGAAAUCGAGAGAGAUCAAUUAAAGGGACGUUUGGAAUCAGAACUCAAAAUAAGGGAGAAAUUAACAUCAGAAAAAGAACAAGAUAUCGAUGUUAUGCGAGAAAAAAUCAAGGAAUUAGAAGAGCAGGCAUUCAUGAAAGACAGUGUUGCGCAACAGUAUAAAAAUGAAUUAAUUGAGAAAGAAAGACUCAUUAAAGAAAAAAUUGCAAUUUUAGAAGAUAAAUGUAAAGCUUACGAGGAAUUGAGUUUAGUUUCUGAAAAGAGAAAAAAGCAAAUUGAUCAAUUGAGGCUUUCAGUUAAAUCAAGAGACGAUGCACUCACUGAUCUUAAUAAUAAACAUCGAGCUCUUCUCUCACAGUUUGAAAAUGGAUACACAAAACGAAGUUCACCUCCUCUCAGUCCAUCGGUAAUAAAUUCAUUCGAAGAUCGAUUUUCACCGAAAAAUAGAAGCCCUUGCAUUCAAAGUCCAACAAGAAGUACAAAUAGUUCAUUUGAAUGGGAAUCAAGUUCAGAUCGUUGUUCAAGAUUGAAAAGCCCGAUUCAAUCUUCGAGUUUCGGGAAUAGUGACAUUGAUAUUUUAACAAAAGAAGUAAAAGAAAGAGAUAGAGAGCUUCAAAGACAGGACACGGCGAAAAAGCAAUUAAUUUUAAAAUUGUGUAACGUACAACAAUCGGCGGAAAUUACGGAUUUGAAAUUAAAAAAAUUGGAAAUCGAACAUGAGAAGGCAUUAAAGAUGAUUCAAGGAUUUAUGGAGAGACAACAGCAAUUGGAGAGCAAACAAAUUAAAAAGGAUCGAAAAAUCAUGGACCUUGAAUUGGAAUUAACGAGGCUACGUGGUCCCGAUAAAUACGGAAAACCCGAAUCUUUCCGAAGAAAUUUGAGCAAUGAGAUGUCGGAUAAUCCCGAAAGAGACCACAGUAAUCAGCAACGUUUUGAUGAAAUGGAAAUCAAGAUUAAUGACCUUCGGGACCAAAUUGAAACUAUCAAGGCUGAGAAAAUUCGACUGGAAAAGCAAAUUCAAGUUGAGUCCGAGGAACUUCAGGAGCAAUUACAAACCAAGGAACAAAAAAUCGAAUGCCUCGAAUGCGAGAAAAAUUCUAUAAAAGAAGAAUUGCACGACAAAAUGCUUGAGCUCAGUCAAUUAAAAGAAGCUUUCGAACAGGCGAGUGUGGAAUUUUGUAAUUCCGAUUCCAGCGAGGAUAAAGAAAAAUUGCGUCGUGAAUUAUAUUUGAAAAGUACAGAGUUACGUGAGAAAAAUGAUAAAAUUGAUAAUUUAGAAAAAGAAUUACAAGUUAAGACGCAAAAUUUACAGAAACUUGUCAAUACUGAACUAUGGAGUAAGAAUAAAGAAAUUGCCAAAUUACACAAUCAUAUGACGAGUUAUCAAAUUCAGGAUAAAUCACGAAGAAGUCUCGAUUUUUCAUUGGAAAGUGCCACUUCACAAUUGAGUGCUUUAAUCAAAGAACUUAACGAUAUUGGAAUUAGUGUAAAAUUCACUGACGAUGUGAUACAAUUGAAUUAUGUAAAUGGAAAUGAACCCAUCGAUGUAAAAAUUAUGACUGAAUAUAUAAAAAAGCUUGUGACGCAAAAGAAUGAAUUGGAGAAGGAAGUCGAUUAUUUGAAGUGGCUGAAAUUAAUUUCCAAGCCCGAUAUUGCAGCUGAAAUUGAUGGAUCCGGUUCUGAGACUGAACGAGUUAAGAAAUAUUGUGAAGUACUACGUAUGCAUCUCAAGGAUCUUGUGAAUUUUAUGAAGGAAACAUUAAAGAGUACCGAUCAUUCGGCAGCGAUUGAUGAUGAACAUAAAAAAAUCGUUCUUGACGUUCUUUUGAGUUCGAAAAUUCUCUCAGAUAAUUUUGCUCUCGCUUUGGAAGAGAAUUUAGUGAAGGGAGGAGCAAUUGAUAAAUAUGAUACACAGAAAGAGAAAAUUGAUGGUGUUGUGAGAAAAAGUAAAUCUGAAAAUAUUUUAAACCUUUUGAAAAAUCAAGGUUCCACACCUUCGGAUUCGGAAGCAUUUUCAGAACCCGAUCGCGCUGUUUCUUUGGCGAGAAUUGGAUUACAAGACACUCAGCAGAAAGCUUCUUUGUCAAGGCCGAAAUUCUCAAAGUACACAAAAACCUUCAGUGACUCGGAGGAUUCUUUAGAUUAUGUUCCUUAUCACAAAACUUAUCAAAAUGAUCUCAAUGAUUUAGAUACUGGUCAUCAUAUUCAGGAAUUAAAGGAAACUAAUAAUUUAUUAUUCACGGAACUUAGCGCUUUGAGGAGCGAUUUAAUUGCCAAAAUCUCGUUUGAUAGCACGAUCGACGAAAAAUUGGCGCCUCUAAUAACAAAAUUGGAAAAAUCGCAGAAAUUCUGUGAAAAUUUGCAAGAAUCUCUUGAAAAAAGAAUAAAUGAAUGUCAGAAUUUGAAGAGAGAAAAUAAACAAAACAGUCUCCGUAAAUCACAGUUGGAGAAAAAACUCACUGAAAUCGAAAAUAUGGCGAUGGAAUUAAAAAAUCAGAAAGCUGAAUUAUUACAAAAUAAGGAAAAUUCUGAAAGAAAAUCGUCAGACAUGAUUGUGACUCUCAAUAGAGAAAACGAUACGUUGAGAAUGAAGAUAAAGAGGCUAGAGGAAGAGAAUGAAGGGGCCAAGGUGACAAUUUCAAAUCUUACAAAAGAAUUGGAUCAUCUUACAUUAUUGCACAGUCAAAUUCUCGUUGAGAAUACAAAAUUGACAAAUGAAAAACUUCGCCUUGAGCAGGAAGUGAGAAAAUCAGAGAACAGGUACGAGACAACUGUUCGUAAUCUUCAGGAUAAAUUUAAUAAGGAAGCAACUGAUUUAAAUGAAAUCAAUGAAUCACAUAGAGUGAGAAUGCAGGAACUUGAAGCGGCUAAUAAAGAAUUAAGGCGACAUGUUGUUGUUUGUGAAACAAGUGAUUCCGCACCAAGUUCCAGUGGCGUAUCGUCAGUUCCAACUGAAAUUGCAUUGAAGCAGACCUGUGACGAUAUUAUUCAGGAAUAUCAUUCAUACAACGGCUCUCAAUAUUGGUUACCACUAAGUUAUCCGACGUCGAUUGGCCGUAGUAAAUCGAGCUGCUCUCCGGAUCUUGGAAUCGAGAGUGACGCGGCAAUGACUACCAUGAGGCCGUUGAAAGAUACACUAAAAAUUACUGAGUCCAUGACCAAUCUUCUUAGCGAUGAUGAAAACUGCAACAACAACCAAAGGUUACGAGACACAAGAAACGAAAGCCCGCUAGAAAUAGAAGGUGGGCAUAACUAUAGUCUGGACGAAAUGGAAACGUUGAAGCAGGAGAAUGAGGCCUUGAAAAGAAGAUUGAUGAAAACUCGAAAAGUCUUAGAAGAUACUUUCGAGCGUCUCUCAGCUUCGAAUAAGAGUAAGAAAAACGUCGAAAAAGCAAUAACGAAACAAUUGAUGAUGACAAAAACCAUUCUAAAGAAAACACGAAAUUAUGAAGAACCUUUCGAAAACUAAGAAAAAAAAGCUCAAAAUUUGCCUUAGAAGGUACGUGGUAUUUUUUUUUUUUUGUUUUCUAUUUUUUAUUGCUAUAUCGUUUUUGAAUCUUCAUUUCUUUUUUUUUCAAUUUAAAAAAAAAUUCCCCCCCAUUUACUACGUAUACAAUAUUUAUUAUUGUAGUCGUCAAUUUCUACGUGUACAAUAUUUAUUAUAUAUUGUAAUCGUCUUUAUACACAAAUAAGAAAGUAUUUUUUACUAUAUAAAUCGUCGACAAAAAAAGUGUUUUACUGCAAAUUAGAGAUUCUUCGUUUUUUUUUAUCUCUAAACUUUAGUGACGUAAAAUUUUGUAUUCUACGUUACUUGUACAUAAACACGUGUACAGAGUAAAUUUACGAGCGUAGAUUUUAACGUUUUUUUUUACCAAGUUUUACGACAAUUAAUAUUAGGUUUUAGUUUUUAAAAUAUUUUAAGUACAACGAUCGGAAUCGUAUUUUCCGAUUUGACAGAUUUGCAUACCUUUCUGUAUAUAAUUACUAUAUAUAUAUAUAUAAAUAUCAACGAAAUUGCAUCUGUAAAUACUCCACAAAAAUAAAAACGCCAUCGAUUGCCAUUUGAAAAUACGAACUUUUCUUGAAGAAAAUAUUUUUCGAUUGAAAUUUUAUUUUUUUUUCUAAUUUUUUUUUUUAAAUUCUAUUCAAAUUAAUUAUUUUAUUAUUUUUUGCUUAUUUAUAAUUUAAUUUUUAUUUUCAUUUUCAUUUUUACUAUUUAUUUUUUUCGUUUUUUAUUAUUGAUACUGUGUCAUUAGUAUUAAAAAAAUUAGAGUAUGUUUCCAGGUUUUCAGAUGGAAAAAAGGCAUCGAUAGUUUAUUUUUUUUAGGGGGGAUUGAAUGAGCGGAAAACUCUGAUUAUGAUAAAUCUUUAUUAUCACUUGAUGACUAGAUAAUAACAUAAAGAUCCGUAAUAACUGAUUUCUGUCACGUGUGACUUUGUUCCACUUAUAAUUUAUAAUAUUAUACAACCUUAACAUUCUCGUUCAAUCUGUCGUUUCAUUAUUUUUUGAAGAAAAUUUUUUUUUUUUUAAAUUAAAUUUUAGCACGUUCUUUAUUUUUUACUAGCUAAUAAUUGAAUUUUGAAAGAGUUGAAUAUUUUUUUACAUGGGAGAAUAGUUUUUUUUUUACAAAUUAUCCGCGAAUUACAAAUAUAGAAAAUAUAAUUAAAAAAUUACGAAUUAAAAAAGAAAAUUUACGAAUUGGGAAAAUUGUGCGUAAAUUGAAAAUUAUUUGCAAAUGAAAAUUGACGAUUUGAAAAGAAAAAAAAAUUCUUGAUUAUAAAUAAUAAUUCUACGAAUUGCGAUGAAAAGAAAGGAAAUUUUUUUUUGAUUUUAAUCGCAGUUGAUGAAGAUUAGAAAACAUUUCUUGUGCGCUGUAUUAUUGCGAGUCAAAAAUUCAUUAUAGAGAUCACACUAUGACAAUUUUCUCUUAGUAAUUAGUGAUAAUUAACAAAUGACAUAUGUAAUACAUCUUCGAAAUGAAUCUAUUCACAAAUUUUGUGUACUUGGAAACGAUUUUUUUUUUAAAUUUGCGGAAGAUUAUCAAAGCGCUUCAGUUUUAAAUUUAUUUCUUUUUUGUUUCCAAUUUUCUACGUUUGAUUAUUUUCAAGUUAGCUCAGAUAUUGAAAAUUACGUGAUAAUGAACGAAGUAUGCUGCGAUGUUUGACAGUCACGUGUAGAAUGAUAGAAUCUAAUUUGAAUUAUUUACAAUAUGGCAAUUCAAUUCCUACCUUUUUAAAAAGCGCAGUAGACAACGAUGACAUCGAGCCUCAGUCGAAUUAAGAAUGAAAAUUUUAUUAUAUUCACUAAAAUUAAUUAUUUAGGAUUUAGAUAAUAAUUUACUAUUCACUUUUGAAUUGUAAUUUUUACGAUUUUUUUUU